Molecule: messenger RNA, 797 nt
Organism: Helianthus annuus (common sunflower)
Lineage: Eukaryota; Viridiplantae; Streptophyta; Magnoliopsida; Asterales; Asteraceae
Exons: 3
Coding region: 109-633 (174 amino acids)
Source: RefSeq, a predicted model, not a curated record
CGCUUUCUUCUCAGCCGCAAAUUAACCCUCGUUGAGACAGACAGACCGAAAGGCGGGGACGAACGAAAGAACGUUGCAAUCUCUGAUUUGAAAGGUCAAGACGUUGCAAUGUCUGAAUCCAAAGGUCAAGAGGACAUGGACAAGGAGGCUUUUGAGCAAUGGAAAUUAAGGUGGCAAAAAAACUACACUACCCCUCGAGAGGAGAUGUUUAGAUUCGAAAGAUUUCAAGAAAAUCUCCGUCUAGAAGAGGCUAAUUCUGGUAAUUCGGGACCAUCACAACCACCUUGGAUGGCUUUGGACAGUGAUGCGGCGGCCCUGCGUGAACUCGAGGAGUACCUGCUACUAGUUUGUAACCAUUCCGGUGAUGUAUCUUCUGAUAGUGAUACUGAUAGCGAGGGGCGUGAGCUUAGAGCCAGUGGCUACCAUAAGGUUUUCCUCCGAGAACAAAAUGAGGAUGGUACAUUCCGCAUGGACACUUUUUACUCGAAAAAUCCAACGCAUCCAAUUUCUGAUGUGGGCGCAAGGUAUUAUAAAGGCCAAAGUGGUCGUAAAAAAGAUGAUAUCAAAGAGGAGGAGAAACGCCAAAAAUCAGGCUGUGGAGGAUGCUGCAGUGGCAGUGGAACCGGAACCUGAAACUGUGAGGGAAGGGUUGUAGAAAUGGGCAAGUUAUUAAGUAGUGGGUAGUAUUUAUGUGAAGUCUUUCAAUUGUAAUGCUAUAUAUAUAUUUAUGUGAACUUCUACUCUUGCGUUAGCUAACGAUAUUUGGUUCUUUCUAAAUACCAAUUUGGUUUGUAUCA